AUGUCGGGAUGGCUCAGUUGGGUGAGUGGGAAGCGUGAGAACAAAACGGCUGCGCGUGACGCCAUCAUUGGUCUGCGCGAGCAGCUUCAUUUAAUCACCAAAAAAGAAGAGCAUCUUCAGGCGAAAAUUGACGAUGAGCUUCGUAAAGCCAAAGAGAAUGUCACGACCAACAAGCGAGCGGCUCAGGCAGCUUUGCGUCAGAAAAAGAUGUAUGAAACCGAACUCGAUCGUCUGGCCGGAAGCCGUAUGACUCUUGAAACACAAGUCAACGCGAUUGAAAACGCGAAUAUGAACCUGGAAACGAUGCGUGCUAUGCAGAGAGGAUCAGCGGCUUUGAAAAGCAUUCAUGCGAAUAUGGAUAUUGAUAAAGUGGAUAAUACCAUGGACUCGAUCCGUGAACAGAUGGCUCUUACGAACGAGAUAUCAGAAGCUAUAUCAAAUCCCCUGGGUAUGGGCAAUGAGCUCGAUGAAGACGAACUUCGUGAAGAGCUUCAAGAGCUCGAGCAGGACGAACUUCAUAACCGUCUCGUGGGCGCUGAAGCAGCCCCGGCCCAUCAUAUUUCGACACCGACAGCGGUCCCUACUACGACUGCCACAUCCCAAACCACAGCAGACGAUGAAGAUGCAGAAUUACGCGCCCUACAGGCAGAACUGGCCAUGUAG
Malassezia pachydermatis is the source of this 663-nucleotide messenger RNA. Its product is annotated as snf7 protein. Gene Ontology annotation, biological process: vesicle budding from membrane; late endosome to vacuole transport via multivesicular body sorting pathway. The transcript has 3 exons. The coding region runs from base 1 to 663 and encodes 220 amino acids. Lineage: Eukaryota; Fungi; Basidiomycota; Malasseziomycetes; Malasseziales; Malasseziaceae. The record is from RefSeq and is a predicted model, not a curated record. Gene Ontology annotation, cellular component: cytoplasmic side of plasma membrane; ESCRT III complex; multivesicular body.